AUGGUGAAAGUGAAUAUCCUUGGCCAAUUGCUUGGUCUGACCUCCGUCGUAGUCGGCCAGCAGGUAUAUCUAGCGACCAAUGGGUCUACACCUCGACCACAAUGCACCAAGUGCACCGAGAGCGAGCCUCAGUACACCUUCACGCCUUUCCAAUAUAGCAUGACUUCGACUGUACGCUAUGCUACAUCUCGUCCAUCGCCAACGACUACCACGACUUAUGCAGCUCCCUUGGAGAGUCUAGCCUCCCUGAUUGGUUCUGUAUCAUAUACUACCUGGGGCAAAUGGGACCCAACAUCGAAUGCAACUGCAACGGAUACAGCGGACCCAUACGGCAAUGCCGCUUGGACAGAGCUAUGGAGGAUGGCCAACCCGCCCAACUUCACUCAAGAAGCCACAAGCGCUAUCUUCAGUACCACUGUCGAGCCGACGCCAGUACCUACUGAGGACUUGGUCCUGCCUCCCAGGGAUUAUUUCGGCCCAGCCGAUUGCUACAACUUUCCUCCUGGUUUCGAGUUUGGCGUUGCAAGCUCUGCCAGUCAAAUUGAAGGAGCUACAGCAGAGCAGGGCAAGGCUCCAUCUCUCAUGGACAUCUUGAUUCAGAACGACCGCCCGAAAGACUAUGUCACCAACGAAAACUAUUACUACUACAAACAGGACAUCGAGCGCGUCGCUGCUAUGGGUGUUAAGUACUUCUCUUUCAGCAUCCCUUGGACCAGAAUCUUACCUUUUGCACUGCCGGGAACUCCGAUCAACCAACAGGCCAUCCAACACUAUGAUGAUGUGAUCAAUUACAUUAUUGAGAAGGGCAUGGCCCCUGAGGUCACCCUGUUGCAUUUCGACACCCCGCUACAGUUUUAUGGCACGAUCAACAAUGUCACCGCCGUUCUCUCUGAUUCAGAGAUUGGUUCGACCAACGGCGGCUACCAGAACGAGACUUUCCCGGACGCUUAUCUCAACUACGCCAAGAUUGUCAUGGCACACUAUGCCGAUCGUGUGCCUGUUUGGUAUACUUUUAACGAGCCUCUGCUCUACUCUGCAAAUGGCAAGGCCAUUGACCACGUCAUCAAAUCGCACGCUCGUGUCUCUCACUUCUACAGAGAAGAACUCAAGGGCACUGGAAAGAUCGCUCUCAAGUUCAACAACAACUUUGGUGUGCCUCGGGAUCCCAAGAGCGAAGCUGAUGUCUAUGCCGCGGACCACUUCAACUCGUUCCAACUCGGCCCCUUCUGCAACCCUAUCUUCCUUGGCCAAGACUACCCAGAGUCAUACAAGAUGACCAUCCCUGACUACGUGCCUCUUAGCCAACAAGACCUUGAAUAUAUCAAUGGAACCGCAGACUUCCUUGGCAUUGACCCAUAUACAGCUACCGUGAUUGCACCACCAGAACCAGGCUCGAUCGAUAGCAUCAAAGAGUGUGCAGGCAACUCAACAGCAGAGCUGCGACCUUACUGCGUCAAUCAAACCACUACAGACAUCUUUGGCUGGAACAUCGGCUACCGUUCUCAGUCUUACGUCUACAUUACACCCACCUAUCUGCGCCUUUAUCUCAACUAUCUACACAACACAUUCCGCACACCCAUCGUGCUAACCGAAUUUGGCUUCCCUGUUUUCGGUGAAGCCGACAAGCAAAACCUGUCCGAUCAACUAUUCGACUCUCCCCGCAGUAUCUACUACCUCAGCUUCAUGUCUGAAGUGCUCAAAGCAAUCUGGGAAGAUGGAGUGCAGGUGCUCGGAGCAUUUGCCUGGAGCUUUGCUGACAACUGGGAAUUUGGCGAUUACAGUCAGCAUUUCGGUAUUCAGACUGUGAAUCGCACGACGCAGGAGAGGAACUACAAGAAGAGUUUCUUUGAUCUGGUGGAUUUCAUGAAAGCUAGAGGUGUUGACUAG
Messenger RNA from Aureobasidium melanogenum CBS 110374, 1887 nucleotides. RefSeq names its product family 1 glycoside hydrolase. The transcript has a single exon. Gene Ontology annotation, biological process: carbohydrate metabolic process. NCBI's taxonomy places the organism in Eukaryota, Fungi, Ascomycota, Dothideomycetes, Dothideales, Saccotheciaceae. Gene Ontology annotation, molecular function: beta-glucosidase activity. Bases 1 to 1887 code for a protein of 628 amino acids. The record is from RefSeq and is a predicted model, not a curated record.